Molecule: messenger RNA, 4358 nt
Organism: Mugil cephalus (flathead mullet)
Lineage: Eukaryota; Metazoa; Chordata; Actinopteri; Mugiliformes; Mugilidae
Product: lysine-specific demethylase RSBN1L-like
Exons: 9
Coding region: 36-3602 (1188 amino acids)
Cellular component (GO): nucleus
Source: RefSeq, a predicted model, not a curated record
GUUACGUCUGACCGUAAAAAAUAGAAACUUCCAAGAUGGCCGAGUCCGUGGACUCCAUGCAUUUCGCAGCAAACAGCAAAACAAAUUCCCCUAAACCCCUUAUAGCCAAACGACCGCCGGAGAGUCGACCGCAGUCUUCCAGCGACAUUUUCCCACCGCCCCCAAAGAAAGUCCGGGUGGAGGAGAAGGGCGUGAAGCACAGGAAACUGAACGGAGAGGUGUGCGCAGGGGAAAAACACAACGGGAAGCAGAGUUGUGGGAGCCCAGCGAAAUGGAGUUUCGGCCCGGCCAAGGCGAGCCACUCCACCGCCGCCGCGGUGCCAGCGACUCCCGCCCGGAAAAUCUUCAAAAUCAGCAACUUCCUCGCGUCGCCUCCCAAAAUGAAGAAGGCGAAGGAGAAGCGGCACAAGGAGAAAAGCAGCGAGGCGCAGCGGAGCUCAGUGUCUGGUGUGGAGAAAGUGAGCCCAGCUAGCUGCCAUACAAAGACCGAGAACGGCGACGUGAAAAUGCUACAGAGAGAUCACCGCGUGAAGGAGAAAGACCGAGAGAAGAAAAAGGAGAAGAAUAAAGAGUGGAAAAAUCACAAGUUGCCACCUGUGCAUGACAUUGCGAGGGAAAACGGAGAAGUUGUUUCGCCGCCGCCGCAGAAAGAGUUUCUCACUCCAGACUCCAAGGAGAAGCCCAAAGCUGGCUCGGAAGACGACCUCAUGCUGAAGAAACUCAAGAAGAAGAAGAAAAAGAAGCACAAAGACGGCGAGCGGCCGAAGGAGAGGCACAGCCGGCCCAAAAUGUGUCACCGCUCAUGUCAGACCGUGUGCUCGGGAGUGUCCGUGGGUCUGCCCGAGUUCCUCGGUCGAAUUAACGGGAACAACAGCAGCAACAACAGCAGCGGCCUAAUCCACGCCGCCACCACAGCAACGCAACAACAACAACAACAACACCAACACCACCACCACCAGGAUCCCGCUGCUACCUCCGCCUCCAUCUCCUCCAUGGUCCGGGAGAGGCUCGGCUACAGCUCCCCGCUCCACUGCACCCCGGCGCCGGGCCUGCUCGGCCUGGAGUUCGGCCGCCUCAUCCACGUCGAGCAGCAGGCCAACGGGGGGGCGUCCGUGGCGCACGCCUACAGCGAGCAGCUCGCCUCGCUGCCCCCGGCCGAGAUGCAGCGCUUCGCCGAGGAGUUUGUCACCCUGUCGUUCAGCGAGGACGAGACUCAGGCUGCCAACUUUGUGAUGGGAAUCAUCCACGGAGCGGCGUCCUACCUCCCAGACUUCCUGGACUACUUCACGUACAAGUUCCCCAACGCUCCGGUAAAGAUGGAAGUUCUCGGGAAGAAGGACAUAGAGACGACCACCAUGGCUAAUUUCCACUCUCAGGUGAAGCGGACAUAUUCCCAGGGAACGUACCGUGCCGGGGCCAUGCGGCAGGUCAGUCUGGUCGGGGCCGUGGACGAAGAGGUCGGAGACUACUUCCCCGAGUUCAUCAGCAUGUUGGAGGAGUCGCCCUUCCUGGAGCGGACUCUGCCCUGGGGAACGUUCUCCAGCCUGCGUCUGCAGAGCCCCACCGAGAGCGACGACGGCCCCAUCAUGUGGGUCAGACCCGGAGAGCAGAUGAUCCCCAUGGCGGACAUGCCAAAGUCACCCUUCAAACGGAAAAGGUCCACCAAUGAGAUAAAGAAUCUGCAGUAUCUACCCAGAGCCAGCGAGCCCAGGGAGAUGCUGUUCGAGGACCGGACGAGAGCCCACGCCGACCAUAUCGGCCAGGGCUUCGAAAGACAAACUACUGCUGCUGUUGGCGUGCUGAAGGCCGUGCGCUGCGGAGAGGACAGCGACACUCCUGCUCGGAUCACCAAAGACGUCGUGUGUUUCCAUGCUCGAGAUUUCCCAGAUGUGGUCAUGAGGCUGCAGCUGGACCUCCACGAACCCCCGCUGUCUCAGUGUGUGCAGUGGAUCGACGACGCCAAGCUGAACCAGCUCAGGAGGGAAGGGAUCCGUUACGCCCGCAUCCAGCUCUACCACGACGACAUCUACUUCAUCCCCAGAGGAGUUGUCCACCAGUUCAAGACCGUGUCUGCGGUCUGCAGCCUGGCCUGGCACAUCCGACUCAAACAGUACCACCAACACGAAGAGAACGAGGAGGACAACGACGGCGACGAGGACGGCGACGAGGACGAGUGUUCGCCGGGAGAGGCGACGCUUAAUAUCAAAGAAGAGGAAGAAGAUCAGGAGGGAGAGGAGGAGUGCGACCUCGCUGUACAGACGGAGGUGAAGCUGGAGGAGGUGGAGGAACGGGAGGGGCCGUCGCCACAAACUCCUCCGACGCGGAUUUUCAAGGAGGAAGAGCGAGAGAACAGAGCGGAGACGGAGGAGACGUCGGCAACGGCGCCGCUGCCUUUUGUGAAGAGAGAGAGAGAUGAAGGUGUUCUCACUCCCACACUAAUGGAGCCCAAAGCUGAGGAAGAUGUGAAAGAUGAAAGUAAAGGAGCUGCAGACAUGUGUCCGACACAACAGAAGAGCCACGGGGAGGGAGCAGUGGACGGUGCCUCCUUUAAAUCAUUACAGCCAAUUAGGAAGGAAAGCGAUGUGGAAGACGAGAGGCCGCAAAAGACGCCUCUGCCGGGUCAAAAAGACAAAAGCAAAGACGGUACGACGAGCACUCCAAACACCCCACAAAUCAAAAAGGAAAGGGAUAAAGGAAAAAGAGAAAAAGAUGAAAAGGAGAGGGCUAAAGAGAAGAAAGACAAGGACAGAGUUAAAGAGAGGGAACGGGAUAAGAAAGACAGGGGGAAAGACAGAGACAGAGAGAAGGACAAGGUGAGGGAGCAGGACAAAGUCAAGGCCGAGGGCGGCGCGCUGAUGCAGCCGCUGCCUCAGAUGAAGAAGAAAGAGGACGAGGAGCGGACAAGAGAGGGCAGCAAAGCCUCUCAAACCGCCCCGACGGCUCCGAGAGACGAGAAGUGGACCAAGGAGUGCGACUCGAAAACACAACCCCACUCCGUCAAGAAGGAGAAGGAGCACGACAAAGACAGAGGAGGCACGCAGGCGGCGUCUCACUUGCGGCCGGACAGAGAGGAGGCUCGGGACGCCUGCACACACAAACACAAGUCCUCGCACGGGAAGAAGGAGAAGAGCGGCCACAGGGAAGGCAAGGACAGCAACGCGUCGAGUGCGCAGGGGGCGCAGGCGAAGACGGGGAGAGAAGACGGGAAGACGCCCAAACCCGCCGCCAUCCAGGUUAGGAAGGAAGGAAAGAAGGACUUCGGCAGCAAAGAGGAAAAGAAGAAGCCUCUUUCUGGUCCCGGCCAACCAGAACACAAACAACCACGGACGCUCGUCACCUUUGACCUUUUUAAGCCGAUGGAGGCUCACCAGACUUUUGCCCUUUCCUUUACAGACAGUAGACCUAAGACCCACCACCACCACCACAGUGACUCUCGAGGCUCGUCCUCUAAGCCCGGGUCUGACGGUCGGACAGUUGUGCCGUCAAAAGGACCAAAAGUAAAGGACUCGGUGCAGGGGAAACCUGCCGCGGCGCUACAGGACUCGUUGAAGCAGCCCCUGAAAACACACACAACCCACACACAGAAAGACUUCUUAAUAUGAAUGUCUAGAUGUCUUCUUCUUUUCUUUCUUUUUUUUUUUUUUUUUUUUACUGUACAACUUACGCCGAGGCUUUGUUAAAAUAUUUGGAAGUGCAUCCUUUGUUUCUUUGCUGCAUUAUCCCUGCGGCGAUGAGACGAGUGCGCGUUCAAAGCAUUUUAACAAAGCCUAAGAAUGUAAGCUAAGUAGCUCACUUCACGUUUGUUAGCAGAUGUAUGUAGGCUUUAUAUAAAAAUGUUAUGUGACCCGUGUGUCAGUGCCUGUGCACUACUUAGCUUCGCUCUUUAAAGCACCUAUUUUAGGUACUGGACUAGCCAAUCUGAAAACAACCUGCUACAAGAAUCGACUACAUCCACCGUUUUGGACACGACUGAGCCGACACCCUCUUCGCUUUGUUACUCUAGUCUGUGGAGUUUGUUGUUUAAAACACUCCUGAAUCAGAGCAAAGUGGUUGUUUUCAGACUGGACUGUUGGACUCACACAGGGCUGUAAAUGAUACUGUAUGUACCAAAACUGUACAGUAUAGAUGUUAUUAGCACCAAUGUGAGAAAAUGUAUACAGAAAUUGCAUAUAUUUUUUGUAAGACAAGUUUUAUUUUCCAUAGAACUUAUUUAUAUCAUUUACUGUCUGUUUUUAUUUGAAACCGAUGUAUGUGAAAAAUUUUGUUGUAUAUACAUUUUAUUUCCUAAGAUAAGACUUGGUAGUGUGAUUUAUACUCUGAUCAGAACCUCUCAAUAAAUGGUUCAAUAUGUUGACUUA